AUGGGGGAGACGUCCCCGGCCCCGGCCUCGGCCUCGGCCGCCGCCGCCUCCCUGGGCGCCCCCUUGUCAUCGGGGCCGGUGUCCCCUCUGGGCCCCCCGCGGGUGCACCGGGCGAUCGUGGAGCGGCUGCGGGCCCGUACGCCCGAGGGAGGGCCGAGAGCGCCGGCCGGGAGCGGGAGAGCACCCUGCAGCUGCUGCGCCUGGUCCAGCACGGAGGGCCCCCGGGCCCCAGGAAGGCCGGGCCCCGGCAGCAAGGCCCCAAGGCCCCCCCCGGCCCCGGCAGCCGACUACUACCCCCCGCCACUGGGCAGCACUGCCCCCGGCACCAGCAGCAGCAGCAGCCCCGGGGAGCAGAGGCACUCGGCCCUCAUCGCGCUCCAAGGUUCCUUGAAGAGAAAGCUGGUGGUGAAUCUUUCACCAGCCAACAACAAGAGAUCAAAUGGUAUUGCUGACCACACCUUCAUUGAUAUUAAGAGGGUCCGUGUUGGUGAUAAUAACUUUUCCACGGGACAUGGACACUGCCCAAACCCAUCAGCGUUAGGCUCCUUGACAGCUGGCCAAGGUUCUCAAGGGAGAGUCAGCAGCCCAACUAACAACACCCACUCAAAUCCGAACGGGAUGUUUAACAUGACACUAAAGGAGGUAAAGAAAGAACCAGGAGAGACCCAUUCUUGCAGUAAACAUUCAGAUAAUCAGGCAUCCCAGGGCAAUCCUUUUCCUAACAGAUAUGGGGAAGACAUGGGGGACCAGUUGAUGGACCCAGAACUUCAGGAACUAUUCAAUGAACUGACUAAUAUUUCUGUGCCACCCAUGAGUGAUCUUGAACUAGAGAAUAUGAUAAAUGCCACCAUCAAGCAAGAUGAGCCAUUUAACAUUGACCUGGGGCAGCAGAUCCCAAGAACUCCUCCAGCCAGAUCUUCAUCUGUGCAGAUGGAUAAAGUGGUGAUCAAGCAAGAGUAUUCACCUGCUCUGAACCAGGCUUCAACUGGGUCACCCCAAAUGAGACCUUCCUCUACAGGUCCAGCUUUCACUAUGUCGACUGCUGCUAUGUCCACCUCAUCACCAAUUCCUUCAGUGCCUCAGACUCACACGCCUCCAUCUCAAGUGACUUCAGUUCCCAGUCGACCAUUGGCAAGUUGGCAAGAGGUCUCACAUGCCCAGCAGUUGAAACAAAUAGCAGCCAAUCGGCAGCAACACGCCAUGAUCCAGCAAUGCCAGCAAGGACAACCAACAUCCUCCUGGCCUACUUUGUCAUCUACAGAGCCUCCCCCUGGAUCGUUUGUCCAGGAGAAAAUUGCUAGCCCUCCUUUCCAUCAGCAGCAGUUCAGCCCUCAGAACUCUGGGGUCCCUGUAAAUGGGAGUUUGUCAAAGGGAAUGAAUGCCUACAUCUACCGGUCAAAUGCCCUGUCACAGGGAAGCUCAGUCAGUCCCAUGAUGCAACGAAAGACUCAAGACCUCAGCAGAGGUUAUAUCGGCAACAGCCAGUUGCCACUGGAGGAGCCUCAGAACAACAUCAAGCCUUUGUUUCACUUCAACUCAGAACAACCCAGCCAGCAGAUGCCUUCUGUUUUGAGCUCCCAAAACAAGCCUUCAAUUCAGCACUAUGCACAGCAACAGCAGCAGCAACAGCAGCAGCAGCCUAAUUCAGUAGCUGUGCAGCCACAGACACAGCAACAACAACCAACGCAACAGCAGCAGCAGCAACAAUCCACCCAAUCUCUUCCAAGACUACCAAAUGUAUCCUUAGCUUUACAGCAAAAGAUCAUGCUCCAGAAAAUGCUGCAAAAUCAGCCCCUGUCAAGACUGCAGUAUCCUGUUCCGGCACAGCAUCAACUGGAUCAACACUCUGUGAUAGGCCAAAGUGCAGGCCCCAGUCCAGCUUCUGGCACUUGCACAAAUCCAAAUGCUGGAAGCAGUUACAUGAAUUCACCCCAGCAAGCGUUGCUGAAUCAGCAGCUAAAACAACAACUUCUUCUACAGCAGCAACAGCAGCAGCAACAACAACAACAACAAAUAUUAACAGAAGCAGAAAAGAUAACUCCUCAAGAUCAGUUGAAUCGACACCUCACGAGACCACUGCCAGAAUAUAAAGACCAAAGAAGGAAUCAAGUCAAUGUGCAGCAAAACCAUCAGUAUUCCAGUGGAUCUUCCAGUGUGAGCAUCAGUUCCAGCCUAUGCUUCUCCAACACCAUUUCAACUCUGACUCAGACUUCAAAUCUAUUGUCAACAGCUCAUGGAACCAGAAUGCCUUCUCUUGCAACAAGCCACCACAUGGGCUGUUAUGGGAAUGUCCCUCGCAGUCAGCCAAGUGCAUACAACAUGACAUCUUCAGGGGCAAGCUUGGUCUCCCAGCACAGAAAUGCAAACCAAAUUGUAUCUGGUCAGAACAGCCCUGCAGCAUCUCGGCAACUCCCAUCUGGGCAAGGAAAUAACUUGCCGGCAUUUGACAGUGGGUCAGGGAUCAACUCUCAGCAAGGGAAACUCAGCUUGAACCAGGGACCCUCAACACAAAGACCUGCAAAUGUGAUGGUCUCCUCAAAUUCCACAUCUCAGAACUGGGUCUCUCCAGAAACAGGAGCAAAACAACCAGAAACACGAAAGUCCAUCGGGUCUUCUUUCUCAACAGGGAGUUCUUAUACAAGCCAGCCACUACAACGCACAGCUGCCCACCAGCAAUUUCCCCAACGUGCCAUGGUGCCCGCUUCCCAAUUGGCCACUGUCCAGAUGAGGACACCUAUGAGCCAAAUGAACCAGACUCUAAAUGGACAAGUGGCUGCAUCACCAAAAUCCCAGAAUGCAAGGCCUAACCAAGUACGGGCACAGGCCAUGCCAAACUUAAAUCCAGCUGGGGUGGGUAUGUCAUCACCACCACACUCCUUGUCAUCUAACCAUUUCUCAUCUACUGCCAGUCAAACAUCUGCCAGGGCUUACCAAGGAACUGAUCAUGCUAGUGAACUAGCAUUUGACUUUCUGAAUCAGCAGGGAGAUAACAUUGGGCCAGCACUCAACAGUGAUCCAGACUUCAUUGAUUCUUUGUUGAAAACAGAACCUGGUAAUGAUGACUGGAUGAAAGACAUCAACCUUGAUGAAAUUUUAGGUGGCCAUUCCUGAGUGUUUGUUUACAGUUUUUAUAUAUGGCCUCAAAACCUGGAUAUCACUUUGUAAUGUUUGUAGAAGAAAAGAUGAUAUCCAUUGGGUAGGAUCCAGACUUGGUCAUGACUGGCUCAAGUCCUAUUUAUGUCAGUAGGUCUGCAUUACGUAUGACUAAGUCUGGAUUAGGGAUGUAAAUAAUACUCUCAAAUUUUCUCAUUCUAAUUGAGAAAAGGGUCUUAACACAACAAGACACUCCAAUGAAACAGCUGCAAGAUUUUUCACAUUGUGGAAAUUUCAUCUGCACAAGAAAACUUUGAGUUUUGUGCAAAAAAACUCAACAUUUUACAGUGCUUUUUGUGCGAUUUUUUUUUACAAAAACAAUUUUUUGCAGCAACAACUUUUGAAAUUAUUAUUAUUAUUAUUAUUAUUAUUAUUAUUAUUAUUAUUGCUUUUGCAUACAAUAAUGAAAUAAGCAGAGAUUUACAUCUGUAGUGUGGGAUAAACCACAGCUCUCUGAAUGGCCAAAGGGACUCUUAAUGAUUUACACUGAGGAACCAAUCAGAGAUUACUACAUCCAUCUAAGUGCAAAAUCUACUUUCUCAGUCCUAAAUAAUAUUUACAUCCAUAAAGCUCAGUAGGAAACACAGUAGGAAACAUCAAUUGCAUCACAUAUAUAUCUGCCAUUUUUCUGUUCAUAGCUGGAGAGAGAGAGGGAAUAAGAGAAAGAAAAACCAUGUGUAUAUAUAUAUAUAUAUAUAAACAUAUCUGGAGCAGUGAAGGGAAGGAAAACAAAAACAGAAUAUUCAAUCAGAAGCUCCUUAGGACUUCUGAGGGACAGUCACCAAACACCAGCAAAAGGCAUAUUUUCAUGCAAAAGGUCCCACAUUCCUCUCCCUUACUCUCCAGGUAUGGCUGUGAAAGAUUUCUGCCUGAAACAAGCUGUUCUGUUCUGUUCAGGCUCAAAGAUUCUAAUAAAGAAUCAAAGACGAUACAGCCCUAAGUCUACAGGAACUGAGCAAGGCAACUGAAGAUAGGGUGUCUUGGAGAUGCCUAAUUCAUAGAGUCACAACGAGUCGAAGUUGACUUGAGGGCAGUCACCAGCAAAAGAUUGCUGGGAGGUCUCUGAGAGAUUGGGAGGUCUCCUACAUUGGCAGCCCCCCCCCCCCCCGUGGUGACGGCAAUGCAGUGCUAUGGGCAGUACCUGUGGUCAUGAGUUACCUUCUAUUUUCAUUUCCUACAAUGUUUUUUGCAAUGAUUUGUGUAAUUUCAGGGUGUGUUUUCCACCACCCUCACAUUUUGAUUUUUAGGCAUGCGGGGACUUCCAGGUGAAGGACUUGGAGGCCACAUAAAAGAGGUUGGGUGCGGAUUUUCCCCACAUCAGUCCUAAACUAGCUUACCAGCCUCAGGUGCGGAAUAGGACUCUGUCUUCUCACCAGUACUGAAGAAGCUUUUCCUUUGGCAGCAAAAAGGUCUGGCUCUGCUAUAUGAGAAUGCCAGGUGCUAAUGUUGUCUCCUUAAUUAUAAAUUCUAGCAAUUCCUAGCCUCUGAGACUAACAUAAAAGAAAGUUGUGCAAGAGCAGAGCUUGGAAGCAUUACUAUUUUGGACUGCAAGUCCCAAUAUCCCAAGCCAGAUUAUUGAACAUUAGUCCCAAUUCUGAGCAAGAGCCAUGGCUCCAUGCAUCAUAUGUUUAUUUCAGUGACCAUGUGUUGCCCUCCAAUUAUGAUUAUGUGACCAAAACAUGAGGUGUAUGUGUAUCUUUUGAAACAAAAACAAAUCCUACAUCUUUCAUUACAUUAUAUAUCCUCUUCUCUUUGUUUUUUUAUGGUUUUUGUUUUUUACCAUUAUGGUUAAAUGCACUGCCCUUAUUUUUGCAUUAUUGAAUCAGGAGCAUUUCUCAGUAUUGGCUUGUAAAUAUAUAUAAAACAUUUUUUGUAAACUUUUGUACAAAAAAUGUAAUAUUUUGGUAGGAAUACUGGUAUCAUAUUCUUUGGGUUAUAUUUAUACAUAUGUGAAAUAAAAAUGUAC
Sceloporus undulatus (fence lizard) is the source of this 5119-nucleotide messenger RNA. RefSeq names its product mastermind like transcriptional coactivator 2 (gene MAML2). Gene Ontology annotation, biological process: positive regulation of transcription of Notch receptor target. Bases 1 to 3111 code for a protein of 1036 amino acids. Gene Ontology annotation, cellular component: nucleoplasm. Gene Ontology annotation, molecular function: transcription coactivator activity. The record is from RefSeq and is a predicted model, not a curated record. The transcript is spliced from 6 exons. Lineage: Eukaryota; Metazoa; Chordata; Lepidosauria; Squamata; Phrynosomatidae.